Lodderomyces pseudojiufengensis is the source of this 888-nucleotide messenger RNA. RefSeq names its product Ctp1p (gene CTP1). Gene Ontology annotation, biological process: mitochondrial citrate transmembrane transport. The record is from RefSeq and is a predicted model, not a curated record. Lineage: Eukaryota; Fungi; Ascomycota; Pichiomycetes; Serinales; Debaryomycetaceae. The transcript is spliced from 2 exons. Gene Ontology annotation, molecular function: tricarboxylate secondary active transmembrane transporter activity. The coding region runs from base 1 to 888 and encodes 295 amino acids.
AUGCCAAAAGAUCAAAAAGUUGAUCCUUUCAAAUCAUUUAUAGCAGGAGGUACAGCAGGAGCAGUUGAAGGAGUAAUAACAUAUCCAUUUGAAUUUGCCAAAACAAGAUUACAAUUAAUAGAUAAAAAUUCAUCAACAAAAACAUCAAAAAAUCCAAUUAAAUUAAUAUAUAAUAUUGCGAAAACUCAAGGUAUAUCAAGUUUAUAUGUUGGAUGUCCUGCUUUUGUUGUAGGAAAUACUGUAAAGGCAUCAGUUAGAUUCUUAGGAUUUGAUUAUAUAAAAAAUUUAUUGAGUGAUAAAAAUGGGAAAUUAAGUGGUCCAAGAGGUGUUAUUGCUGGUUUAGGAGCUGGAUUAUUAGAAAGUAUUGUUGCUGUAACACCUUUUGAAGCUAUAAAAACUGGAUUAAUUGAUGAUAAACAAAGUAAACACCCCAAGUAUCAAAAUGGUUUAGUUAGUGGUACAAUAAAAUUAAUUAAAGAUAUGGGAUUUAAAGGUAUUUACCUGGGAGUUGUACCUGUUAGUUUAAGACAAGCUGCAAAUCAAGCAGUUAGAUUAGGUUCAUAUAAUGCUAUAAAAACAAUGAUUCAACAAGCUACUGGUACACCACCAAAUAAACCAUUAAGUUCAUCAGCUACUUUUUUAGUUGGUGCAUUUGCUGGAGUUAUUACUGUAUAUACUACAAUGCCUAUUGAUACUGUAAAAACAAGAAUGCAAGCAUUAGGUUCAAAAGAUCAAUAUAAAUCUACAUUAGAUUGUUUUAUAAAAAUUUUUAAACAAGAAGGGUUAUUAACUUUUUGGAAAGGUGCUACACCUAGAUUAGGAAGAUUAGUAUUAAGUGGUGGUAUUGUAUUUACGAUUUAUGAAAAAAUGUUAGUAUUAUUGAAUUAA